AUGGAUGCUGCUCUAUGGCCGCAGACGAAUUUGGACACGGGGCAUCUAGUGAACGUCUGGUUCUUGAUCCUCCUUCUUCCCCUUUCCUGGUUCUUCUUAUUCCUGUGAGGCUCGAACGGUGGAGGUGGGGGUUGGGGUUACCUUUCCUCCCCCUCCCUCCUUCCCACCUUUCCUCAAGUCUUCCUUUCUUUCCUCCGUGUUGGGUUUUCGAACUUCCUCUCUCUCUCUCUCUCUCCCUCUCUCUCUAGCAUCGAAGGCUUUAUCUUCUUGCUGCCCGUUCAGCAAAGCAGGAGCAGUAGGGUUAGGGGAAGGGAAAAGCGGGGCUUGUUCUUAGUGAUGCUGCGCAAAAGCGAAAAUUUUCUCCUUUCUUGCACCUGUUUGUCCUCUUUUAUUCCUUCCUCCUCUCCUUUCGCUUUUCGUUGCCGGCUCGAUGAAUCCCAUAAAAAAGAAUACCCUUUUCGCUUUUGUUCUGGUCUGUUUGUUCAACAAGUAAACCUUAUAAUCUCCCCUUCUCCCUUCUGAUCGUUCUCUCCAUCUCUCUCUCUCUCUCUCUCUCUCUUCCCCCCCUCUCUCUCUCUCUCUCUCUCUAGACAUUCUUCUCCUUGUGCAACAUGGGCUGGUUGUGUCUCACAGGAGAUGGGAAUGAUGGCAGUCUCCUCGGAGGAGACGGUGUCCCCCUUCUCUCCUUUCAUCGCCUCUCUCGCUCUCUCUCUCUCUCUCUCUCUCUCUCUCUCUAUCUAUCAUUUCACCGCCUAGAGUGACAUGGGUGGAUGUGUUGUACAGGAGAUGGGAUUGGUGGUGAUGAACCCUUCCAUGGAGGAGAUGGCAUCAUCGACUCGGCCACAGCUGACGGAGAGAAGACCGAGGCCACACAAGGAGCAGCAAUUGAGCUGCCCGCGGUGUCAGUCAACCAACACCAAGUUCUGCUAUUACAACAACUACAGCCUCUCCCAGCCGAGGUACUUCUGCAAGACCUGCCGUAGGUACUGGACGGAGGGCGGUUCCCUCAGGAACGUCCCCGUCGGUGGCGGAUCCAGGAAGAACAAGAGGCACUCCACCGCCGCCCCCAAGAUCACCGCCGCUAACCCCUCAUCGUCAUCGCCAUCUUAUGCUUCUUCCUCGUCGAGAAGGGUCGCCGCCGAUCUUCUCCCUCCGCCGCCGACGAGCUCGUCCUUCCGGAACCCUAGAUUUCAUGACGAGAAAGGCCAGCAACUCGCCUUCACCCCCAUGGAGCUCUUGCCGGCGCAAGGGCUGAGCCCCUUCAUGCCGGUAGGUGGUGCGGAUUACACGCCGGUGUUCGGGCUGCAGGAUUUCAGAUCGGCGGCGGAGGUCAGUUACCCUCUGGACGCCAUCGGUGGAGGCGGAGUCUACGGCAGCAUGCAGGCGGAGGUGCAGGAGAGUACCCGCAGGGGGUUCUUCCCCUUUGAGGACUUGAGGCUGGUUUCGCCGACUACGACGAGCUUCGAGCAGAAUAGGGGACAAGGAGGAGGAGGAGAGGCUUCUGGGCUCUGGAAUGGGCUGAUGGGUGGCUUUGGAGGAUCAUGGUAG
Messenger RNA from Spirodela intermedia, 1548 nucleotides. The record is from the annotation of a GenBank genome assembly. Lineage: Eukaryota; Viridiplantae; Streptophyta; Magnoliopsida; Alismatales; Araceae.